Nycticebus coucang (slow loris) is the source of this 1389-nucleotide messenger RNA. RefSeq names its product keratin-associated protein 16-1. Gene Ontology annotation, cellular component: keratin filament. Bases 1 to 1389 code for a protein of 462 amino acids. NCBI's taxonomy places the organism in Eukaryota, Metazoa, Chordata, Mammalia, Primates, Lorisidae. The record is from RefSeq and is a predicted model, not a curated record. The transcript has a single exon.
AUGUCUGGUAGCUGCUAUUCCAGGAAAUGCCCCUCCGUGCCAGCCAUCUCUCUCUGCUCCACUGGGGUGAGCUGUGGAGGGCCUGUCUGCUUGCCCAGUUCCUGCCAGAGCCAGACAUGGCAGCUGGUGACGUGUCAAGAUAGCUGUGGAUCACCCAGCUGCAGUCGGCAAUGCUGUCAGCCCUCCUGUCCUGUGAGCAGCCGCUGCCAACCUGUGUGCUGCACAGCCACCAUUUGUGAACCUUCUUGCUCUGUGAGCAGCUGUGCCCAACCCCUGUGCUGUGAGCCCACCGUUUGUGAGCCUCCUUGUCCCGAGAAUAGCUGUGCCCAACCUGUGUGCUGUGAGGCCACUUCCUGUCAACCAGUCCUCUGUGUGCCCACAUGCUGUCAGCCUGUCCUCUGCAAACCCAGCUGCUGCCAGCCAGUUGCCUGUGAGCCCAGCAGUGGCUCAGCUGUUUGCACUGUGCCUAGUGCCUGCCAACCCAUGGUUUGUGAGCCUGUUUGCUGCCAGCCGGUGUGCCCAACGCCUAGCUGUGGUCCCUCUACCUGCUCUGUGGCCAGUAACUGCCAGGCUGUCUGCUGUGACCCCAGUCCCUGUGAGCCGUCUUGUCCAGAGACCAGCGUCUGCCAGCCGGCUCCCUGCCUGGCUCUGGUCUGUGAGCCCGUCUGCCUCCGCCCUGUCUGCUGUGUUCCAAGCCCCUGCGAACCACCUUGUGUCUCUAGCACUUGCCAGGAGCCUUCUUGUUGCAUCUGCAGUGUCUGUCAGCCCAUCUGCUCUGAGCCCAGCCCCUGCUCACCAGCUGUCUGUGUGCCCAGCCCGUGCCAGCCUACCUGCUACGUGGUCAAGCCCUGUCGUUCGGUCAGCUGUGAGCCUGCGUCCUGCCCACCUACAUCUUGCCAGCCUCUCUGCUGCCGGCCAGGGUCUUCCGCAUCUGCCAUUUGCCAGCCAACCUGCCCUCGGACUUUCUAUGUACCCAGUUCCUGCAAACGGCCUUGCAGUCCUGCGGUUUCUUACCGACCAGUCUGCCGCCCGGUCUAUCGCCCGAUCUGCUCUGGACUCCUCUCCUACAGGCAGCCCUAUGUGACCUCCAUCUCCUACCGUCCUGCCUGCUACCGUCCCUGCUACUCCAUCCAGCGCCGCCCCAUCUGCCUCACCUCCUACUCUUACCGCCCUGUCUGUACUCGACAGCCUUGCUCUGAGUUAGACUCCAGCAAACAGGAUUGCAAGAAGUUCACUGCCAGCCAACCGGAUUGUGCUGACUCAGCCCCCUGCAAAGCAGAGGUCUCAGAAGAGGGUCCCUGUCAGCCCACUGAGUCCAAACCCAGCACUCCAAUUACCCGUGAGGCUGCAGCCACUCGGCCCACUUCCAGCAAGCCUGCCGUCUGCUAA